UGGUAGUGGCAGGCGGCAAAUGUUACCGAACUGUGACCUGCUGUUUGACGGCACCCCGAUCAGCGACUCCAGCUGGUAUAGCACCCUCAAUGUGUCCAGAUACGUGGGCAACCUCAAGGACGACUCGGCUGCUGAAGCAGAGUAUCUGGUGCUCACCACCAGGGAGGUGACCGCCUUCACUUUCAACACCCCGUCCGACUACGUCGACGUCAGGUUCGAUAAUCCCCCCAUCACGCUGAAACUUGUCGUCAUGGAGGCGUUCACCAAUUAUGAAGAGGACAUGAUCUCUGCCACAGAUCCGUCCAUAAUCGACGUCGGAGUCCAGUUUAGUUGCAGUGAUGGGAACACCGUUCCGUUUAUCUUCAGGAUCACAGUGGAGGACGUGAACAACCAUGCGCCGGUGUUCGAACAGUCCAGCUACAACUGCACCCUGCCGAUGCCCUACCCUCCGGAUAGCGACCUCUCCUCCUUUAUGGCUGAGAUCAACGUGCGGGACAUAGACUUCAGUAAUCAAGCCAUCGCCAUCCAUUUCGACGAAGAGGGAGAGCAGCUGUUCACAGCAGAAGCGACCUACCAGGGGAACAGAGGCUACGCCGUUCAGCUGUACAGCAAAGCGACGAUCAACCUCUCAGAGACGACGAACUUCACUAUGACGGCUGUGGACAGCGGUAACCCAGCAUUGACAUCUGAUCCGGUCACCAUCGUCGUAAGUGCAUACAGCGUCAACUAGAAACAGCACAAGAAAAAUCGUCAAGCAGUCUUGUGAUGUAGAGGCAAGCUGAGAAGAACAUUAAGGACAAGAUAAUUAAGGACUCAUCAAUGUUUGUUAUUCAAACAAAAGCUAAACAACACAUCGCUAAAUAAACAGCAGCUAUUGUUCAUCUUAGAAUAAGUUGUAUGGCGAUUAUAAUUUCAUGUGUCACCUUACAGGAAACCAUUUUCUUCAAAUUUAUGCAUGCUGAAAAUAAUGUGAUAUAAAUUUGCUAUAAUGAAAAGACAAAGCAUGUAACCAUGUAAGUAUGGAAUGUUUUUCGGUGACUGAUAUUUCAAGAUUGAAAUUUUUAUGUCAGUAAAAAUCAUUUUAGAUAAUAAUUUUUAUAAGUUUAUAAAAGCUAUGGAAAUAGCAUACUAAGAAAACUGUAAAGGAACUGUCA
Messenger RNA from Schistocerca cancellata (South American locust), 1154 nucleotides. RefSeq lists its product as uncharacterized. Gene Ontology annotation, molecular function: calcium ion binding. Bases 20 to 730 code for a protein of 236 amino acids. The record is from RefSeq and is a predicted model, not a curated record. NCBI's taxonomy places the organism in Eukaryota, Metazoa, Arthropoda, Insecta, Orthoptera, Acrididae. The transcript has 6 exons. Gene Ontology annotation, cellular component: membrane.